Messenger RNA from Aspergillus eucalypticola CBS 122712, 2541 nucleotides. Its product is annotated as P-loop containing nucleoside triphosphate hydrolase protein. Bases 1 to 2541 code for a protein of 846 amino acids. The transcript is spliced from 6 exons. Gene Ontology annotation, molecular function: GTPase activity; translation elongation factor activity; ribosome binding. Gene Ontology annotation, cellular component: cytosol; ribonucleoprotein complex. Gene Ontology annotation, biological process: translational elongation. The record is from RefSeq and is a predicted model, not a curated record. Lineage: Eukaryota; Fungi; Ascomycota; Eurotiomycetes; Eurotiales; Aspergillaceae.
AUGGUCAACUUCACGAUCGAAGGGAUUCGGUCCUUGAUGGACAGGCCCACAAAUGUGCGCAACAUGUCCGUCAUUGCGCACGUCGACCACGGCAAGUCCACUCUGACUGACUAUUUACUGGCCCGGGCCGGUAUCAUCUCUUCCGGCAAGGCCGGAAAAGCUCGAGCGACAGACACUCGAUCAGAUGAACAAGAACGUGGUAUCACCAUCAAGUCCACGGCUAUCUCGCUCUACGGCACCCUGCCCGAAGAGGAGGACCUUAAGGACAUUCCCGGUCAGGCGCCGGUCGGCAAGGACUUCCUCAUCAACCUGAUCGACUCCCCCGGCCACGUCGACUUCUCCUCUGAGGUCACUGCUGCCCUUCGUGUCACCGACGGAGCACUGGUUGUUGUCGACACUGUGGAAGGCGUGUGCGUGCAGACCGAGUCUGUGCUUCAACAGGCUCUCAGUGAGCGCAUCAAGCCGGUCGUCAUCAUCAACAAAGUCGACCGUGCCCUCCUCGAGCUCCAGGUCUCCAAGGAGGACCUCUACCAGUCCUUCUCUCGCACCAUCGAACAUGUCAACGUCAUCAUCUCCCCCUACUUGGACGAGGCGCUAGGUGAUGUUCAAAUCUACCCCGAGAAGGGUAAUGUUGCCUUCGGCUCCGGUCUCCACGGCUGGGCUUUCACCAUCCGCCAAUUCGCCGUCCGGUACGCCAAGAAAUUUGGUGUUGAUCGGAACAAGAUGAUGGCGCGCCUCUGGGGCGACAACUACUUCAACCCGGCCACCAAGAAGUGGACGCACCAGAACCACACCCACGACGGCAAGCAGCUGGAGCGUGCCUUCAACCAGUUAAUCCUGGACCCCAUUUUCAAGAUCUUUGCCGCCGUCAUGAACUCCAAGAAAGAUGAAAUCAGCAACCUGCUAGAGAACCUCGACAUCAAGCUCGCUACCCAGGAUCAAGACAAGGAGGGCAAGCAGCUCCUCAAGGCCAUUAUGCGAACAUUCUUGCCGGCCGCUGACUGCCUACUGGAAAUGAUUAUCCUCCACCUCCCGUCCCCCGUCACUGCUCAAAAGUACCGUGUCGACACGCUUUACGAGGGUCCCCCUGAUGAUGAGGCUGCCACCAGCAUCCGUAAUUGCAACCCCAAUGGGCCCCUCAUGCUUUAUGUCUCGAAAAUGGUGCCGACUUCGGAUAAGGAUCGCUUUUACGCCUUCGGUCGUGUCUUCUCCGGUACCGUGCGCUCGGGUAUCAAAGUCCGUAUUCAGGGGCCUAAUUACAUCCCUGGCAAGAAGGAGGAUUUGUUCAUCAAGGCUAUUCAGCACACUGUGCUUAUGAUGGGGCGUAAGGUCGUGCCUAUUGAUGACAUGCCUGCGGGUAACAUUGUUGGUGUUGUCGGUAUUGACCAGUUCCUGCUUAAGUCCGGCACCAUCAGCACCAGCGAUACGGCCCACAAUCUCAAGGUUAUGAAGUUCUCCGUAAUGCCUGUUGUGCAGCGGUCGGUCGCAGUCAAGAACGCCCACGAUCUUCCUAAACUUGUAGAAGGUCUCAAGCGUCUGUCUAAGUCUGAUCCCUGUGUCUUGACCAUGACUAACAACUCUGGUGAAUACAUCAUUGCCGGUACCGGUGAACUCCACCUUGAGAUCUGCUUGAAGGAUCUCGAGGAGGACCACGCUGGUGUCCCCCUAAACCUCUCGGACCCUGUUGUCCAUCAGUACCGUGAGACUGUCUCUGCCCAGUCUAGCAUAACUGCUCUCUCCAAGUCGCCCAACAAGCACAACCGUCUCUAUAUGGUUGCAGAACCAAUGGUCAAGGAAUUGAGUCAAACGAUCGAGGCCGGCAAUAUCAGCCCUCGCGAUGAUUUCAAAGCUCGCGCCCGUAUCCUUGCCGAUGAUUUUGGCUGGGAUAUCACGGAUGCCCGCAAGAUCUGGGCCUUUGGUCCCGACACCUAUAGCGCCAAUCUGCUUGUUGACCAGACUAAGGCUGUCCAGUAUCUCCAGGAAAUCAAGGACUCUGUGGUGUCCGGCUUCCAGUGGGCAACUCGCGAAGGUCCUGUUGCUGAGGAGCCUAUGCGCUCAGUCCGGUUCAAUAUUCUCGACGUAACCCUGCACGCCGAUGCUAUUAACCGUAGCGGUGGUCAGAUCAUCCCUACGGCACGCCGUGUGCUGUACGCCGCUACUCUUCUUGCUGAGCCUGGUAUCCUCGAGCCCAUCUUCAACGUCGAGAUCCAGGCUCCCGAGCAGGCUAUGGGUGGUGUCUACGGUGUCCUCACCCGCCGUCGUGGUCAGGUCUACGCUGCGGAGCAGCGUCCUAAUACCCCUCUGCUUAACGUUAAGGCUUACCUGCCUGUUGCCGAGUCCUUCGGUUUCAACGCCGAUCUCCGCCAGGCCACCGGUGGUCAGGCCUUCGCUCAGUCCGUCUUCGACCACUGGGAAGAUCUUCCUGGUGGCUCUCCUCUUGACCCUACCACCAAGCUUGGUCAGAUCGUGGCUGAGAUGCGUAAGCGCAAGGGUCUCAAGGUCGAGGUCCCAGGCGUCGAAAAUUACUACGACAAGCUAUAA